GGGAGAGGGGGGGGGGGGGGACACACCACACAGAGAAACCCGAGAGGCGUUCCCGGCCUUUGUACCCGGACACACAGCGCCAUGUGCGGGGCACUGUCAGCGUCUGGGCGGGGGGCCGCUCGGCUGGCCUCAGGGUGCGGGAGGAGUCCCGCCUGCCCCUCGGUGGCUCGGAGAGGCUGCCGGGAAGCGGGGCCUGAGAGGAGCAGCACCCGCGGUGUCGGCUAUGGCUACAGCCUCGUGGAGGGCGGACACUGGGCAGAUCGCGAUCGUGGGGCGUAUCGAGUAGCUGUCCGGCAGCUAGCGUGGUCCCACCUUCCUCCCCACCCACCCCUCAGAGGGGCUGUCAGGAUGUACGUCACAAACUCGUUCCCCGUCUUGGAUGGCAAAGUUCAGCCCAUCCAUCGACACGUGUUUGACUUCAAUCUACGCAACAGCGACGCUUCCAGUAAAAGGUACCUUGAAUUGAUGGAGAGGGUGCGGAGAGGCGGAGGGGAGAACGCGGUGCUCAGACACACCCAGAAGAACAAGAAGCUGCUGGUCACCGAGCGCUUGCGGCUGCUGCUGGACAAGGGGCCGUUCCUGGAGCUCUCCCCGAUUGCUGGGAUGGGAAUGCCGUACGGAGACGUGCCUGCUGCCGGCUGCCUGACCGGGAUUGGGAAAAUCAGUGGGAUCUGGUGCAUGGUUAUUGCUAAUGACGCAACAGUGAAGGGAGGGACGUCCUACCCAGUGUCUGUGAAGAAACAGCUGAGAGCUCAGCACAUCGCCCUUCAGAACCACCUGCCCUGUGUGUAUUUGGUGGAUAGUGGAGGUGGCUUCCUCCCACUUCAGGCGGAGAUUUUCCCCGACAAGAACCACGGAGGCAGAAUCUUCUACAAUGAGGCCGUGAUGUCUGCGCUGGGGAUCGCUCAGGUGGCGGUGGUGUGUGGCUCGUGCACGGCGGGAGGGGCCUACAUCCCCACAAUGGCCGAGGAGACGGUGAUAGUGGACAGGAUUGGGACCAUAUUCCUGGCGGGACCUCCGCUGGUUAAAGCAGCGACUGGAGAGGAAGUCAGUCCUGAGGACCUGGGUGGAGCGACGCUGCAUUCAGUGGUCAGCGGCUGCACAGAUCACUUCGCAGCGACAGAGAAGGACGCGUACGAGCGAGCGAGGGACAUCGUGGCCGCCUUAAACCUGGAGCCGGGGCCCAGCGACCAGCCCGAGGCAGAGGAGCCGCUGUACACAGAGGGGCUGGGUGGCCUGGCUCCGGCCAGCUACACCCACACCUUAAACAUUAGGCUGGUUCUCAGUCGUUUGACAGACGGAAGCAGGUUCCUGGAGUUCAAGGCUUUGUACGGCACGACCCUGGUAACUGGCUUUGCUCGGAUCAAAGGACACCUCAUUGGGAUCGUAGCGAGCAAUGGCCGACUGAGCCACAACGCUGCCCUGAAAGGCAGCCAUUUUGUGCAGCUUUGUGACCAGCGAGACAUCCCCAUCAUAUUCCUCCAGAACACGGAUCCAAGCGUGACCGAGACGGCCACACUGAGCCAGGCUGAGGCAGUCACUAACCAGCUUAAAGCUCAGGCUGCUAUGAUGUCGGCUGUGGCCUGCUCCACUGUGCCCAAGGUAACCAUCGUCAUCGGAGGUUGUUACGGUGCUGAGAGCUUCGCAAUGUGCGGACGAUCCUUUGAUCCCAAUUUCCUCUUCCUGUGGCCUAAUGCCCGAGUGGCCAUAGUUGGCCCCAGUCACUGCGCUGACUACCCGGGAGCUGAGGCAGAAAGUCGUGAUGAGACUGAAUUGCAGAGACUGAAGGAGAGGCUGGAGGAAGAAAGCUCUGCGUUUCAUUCAUCCUCCAGGGUUUGGGACGAUGGUGUCAUCUUGCCUCAAGACACUCGGACGGUGAUUGGACAGUGUUUGACCAUCAUCAAACAGCACAGACAUCAGCUACGCUGUGUGGGGCGGGGACACCCACUGCUGAGAAUGUAACCUGGGAGCCCGAAGAGAGAGAGAGAGAGAGACGGAAAUUUUGCUUCUGACAAUCAGACGUGUAAUCAAAAAAUGAAUGAACGAAUGGUCUUUGCUACUGAAGAGGUCGGGUGGCUGGAGGCCUCGUAAUCUGAGGCUGAGUCGUUGGAGCCACGGGGUUUGCUUUCUGAACCAGGUGAGGCACGUCGUCAACAACAACGACAACGACAACAACUUACAUUUAUAUGGCGCCUCUCGCGCAGGGUAGCGUCCCAGAGCGCUUGUGAAUGGAAUCCACGUCAGGCUGAGAUCAGGUGGGCCAAAGCGCCUUUAUUCCUGGCUUGUGAUUUGCUUCACAAUACAAUGAAACAAACUGACAUUGAUACAGCGCCUUUCGCAUCGGGAGGACAUCUUUAAAGCAUUUUUAACACGCUGGCUCGCUGCGUGAGUGGGGUUUGGAGGUGAGGGGUUUGCUGGCAAUGGGGUUUAUUUAUCUGCCUUUAUCCACUGAAUGACGGAGACCCAAGUCUAAGCUAACGGCUCCAAAGAGGAUUAAAGCCACCCUAUAAGUGUAUCACACAAACACUGUAUAUUUUCCAGUGCCUUAUUACUUUGGAUCUUUUCAAAGCACUUUACAGCAAGUACAGUGAAGUGACUUUGCAGGCAAAACGAGGCAGCAAUGUUAGCACUGAACAAACUGUGAGGCAAAUAAGCAAUUUUAUCUGGGGGGAGUUUUCGGCCAGGACAGUGGAGAAAUUCCUCCCUCUUUUCCAAUACUAUUGUGGGAUCUUUAACGUCGGUCUACCUGAACAGACACAGAUGCUGACCUCUGUUUUAACGUUUGUCUGAAGCACUUUCCCUCUGACUACAUGGUACUGCCCCCCACCCCAACAACAACAAAUUACAUUUACACAGCACCUUUCACAUCGCGAGGAUGUCCGAAGGCGCUGGACAGUCCUUGCCUGAGCCAGGCCCCCAUACCUGUGCGGGAUCUUUAUAUAAAGAUUGAAAUGUGAAGCUGAACAGAAACAGAAAGUGUUGGAAAUGCACAUUAAUAGCUCGGGGAAAGUGAGAGUCUAACACCUUGGGUGUGAAACCUCUGUCACAAGUAAAUAUUGGGUUAGACCUGAGCCGGCGUUUCUCUUCCAGUUGACGCCUGUCUCUAUCUGUUUCCAGCCUUGUCUGUGGGAGUUUUAUAAUUUCAGAUAUCCAGGGCUCACUGGCGUUGUCCCUGGCGCCUAAAAUUACUUCCAUCCUCAGGCUUUAGCUCAUUGUAUAUAGUGUGUUUUUGUUGAGUUUGGGGAAAAUCUGGAAGCCAAUUUUUGCACCGUUCUUUAUGAUGGCUGUGGAAACCCGACUCUGAAAUGCAGACUGAAAUUUCAGACCGCUUGCGAAAACUCAGCACAUUUUAAGACCUUUUAAGUCUUAAGCCUAAGAAUGUGUCACAGUCCCAGGCCACGUUAGUUCAGCUGUGUAACUCUGAUUGUUGUGACUGAUUUUGACGGUUUGCUCAAUGGCUGACCGGUAAUUUUUGUGCGCUGCGGAACGCAAUGUUUUGCUGAAGGAAAAUAAAGAGAUUUGUUGUCUGGAA
Molecule: messenger RNA, 3532 nt
Organism: Callorhinchus milii (elephant shark)
Lineage: Eukaryota; Metazoa; Chordata; Chondrichthyes; Chimaeriformes; Callorhinchidae
Product: methylcrotonoyl-coenzyme A carboxylase 2
Exons: 13
Coding region: 82-1962 (626 amino acids)
Biological process (GO): L-leucine catabolic process
Cellular component (GO): methylcrotonoyl-CoA carboxylase complex; mitochondrion
Molecular function (GO): methylcrotonoyl-CoA carboxylase activity
Source: RefSeq, a predicted model, not a curated record